Molecule: messenger RNA, 934 nt
Organism: Rhipicephalus sanguineus (brown dog tick)
Lineage: Eukaryota; Metazoa; Arthropoda; Arachnida; Ixodida; Ixodidae
Product: myb-like protein D
Exons: 6
Coding region: 203-841 (212 amino acids)
Source: RefSeq, a predicted model, not a curated record
CCUCUCUAAUGACGGCAUCGUGAUUGCGACGCGCGGCUGUAACGCGAGCAUCGAUUCCCGACCGCUAUCCCGGGUACACGGAGCCGCGGUCCGCUUAUAAGAAGUCCGGAAAGGCCGAGAAACCCUGUUCGUGACCAUACCGUUUUACUUCUGUCUGCCCCAUCGGUUUGGUUCGAGACAAGCGAACCACAGAUCAACCGCCAUGGCCAAGCUUACCCUAAUCCUCGCCUUCGGUCUGGUCGUCAUGGUCGGACUUACCGUGACUGAAACUAAAGCCUGGUCGCUCUUCGCCCGCAACGAGGAAGCGAACGCCGAGAACUCCAACGCCGACAGGUCGGAAAACUCGAAUGCCGAGAACUCCAACGCUGACAGGUCGGAAAACGCGAAUGCCGAGAACUCCAACGCUGACAGAUCGGAAUACUCGAAUGCCGAGAACUCCAACGCCGACAGGUCGGAAAACGCGAAUGCCGAGAACUUCAACGCUGACAGGUCGGAAAACUCGAAUGCCGAGAACUCCAACGCUGACAGGUCAGAAAACUCAAAUGCCGAGAACUCCAACGCCGACAGGUCGGAAAACUCCAAUGCCGAGAACUCCAACGCCGACAGGUCGGAAAACUCGAACGCCGAGAACUCCAACGCUGACAGGUCAGAAAACUCAAAUGCCGAGAACUCCAACGCUGACAGGUCGGAAAACGCGAAUGCCGAGAACUCCAACGCUGACAGGUCGGAGAACUCGAAUGCCGAGAACUCCAACGCCGACAGGUCGGAAAACGCGAAUGCUGAGAACUCCAACGCUGACAGGUCAGAAAACUCCAAUGCCGAGAAUUCCAACGCCGACUGAGUGCCACGUCCUAAGUUUAGCCACAAAAAGAAGACUAUGUCAGCAUGACUUUCACUCAAAGUUAGUUCAUCUUAAAGUACAAGAACCACGGGG